AACCCCCUUUCAUCAAACUGCAUUUUGACAGUUUUUCGUCCAAUCAGAGUGUGCCACGUCACGAGGUCCCUCCCCUUUUUAUCCAAUCAGAGCGCACCGUGGUGGGUAGUCCCGCCCCCCUUUCAACCAAUGAGAUUCUUCUUUUUUUUGCAGAUGUCCCGCCCCGAUCCCCCUCCCUAAUUUUUGUGGGUCCGUUCACGCGCAUCUGAGUUCCGAGCGGGGGUCCGUUCACGCGCUUCAACCCCCUUUCUCUCUCUCACCCCCUCACCCCCUGGUCAGGGGCCCCGUGCAAAUUAUCCGGCCUGCGCACGAGGUCGGAUUUCAGGCGGCUAGUGUCAUGCCGUUCCAGUCUUAAACUUUAGCUAAUAUUUAAUACAUCUUAGAUAAAUUUGGAUUAAAGCUAGCUAGCAAAAAUUCCCCAAUUGGAAGAGUUUAGCAAAAAAAAAAAAAAAACAACCCAGUGCUUAGCAUCGGUUAGGUUAGUCUCGCUAUUUAUAUUUAGCCAAGUUUUACCAACAAGCAUACAUUUAAUGCACAAUGUACAAAUUAUUUAUGUGUUACUGCUGUGUAUAAGUGAUUUAUUUGAAGCUAGUCAGAGUUGAUGGUCGUAGUGAUGAACUUUUUUUCCCCUUUCUCCCUGUAUCGUGCGAUUUCGGAUCUUUUAUUAAUACUUUAUUUAUUUAUUUUUGCAACAUAAACGGAAUCUCUGUUAUAUGCAAAAAAAAAUAGAUUUUAAUUCGAGCAUCACAUUUUAUUCUGUUUCCCAGCGCGAUCCUCAUAUUCUGAAAAUAUAUUUUAAAAUUAUAUUUUAAUUCAUGUACCAGGAUUCAUUCAUUCUGAUUCUCUGCGGCCGCAGAGCACGUGUUGACUGAGCGGUCGCGACAGUCUACCCCUCCACCCUCUAAAGAGAUGAUAUGAUGCGCCAGGUGUAUAUGGUUGCUCGAGAACUUGUGACAGGUGUUUCGGUGGGAAAAGAACUUUAGGGUAUAUAAGAAACGAGACGGACUAACAUUUUCCAUGAAGAAAUUCGGGGAUCGACAUGAUGGCUCAUGCUUUAAAAGUUCAAGCUGAAAUUCACCAGGUGCCUGAGUAUCAGGUUACAGCGGAAGAACUAGAGGGUAUUAGCCUCACUCAGACAGACCCAGAUUUUACACGGGGAAUUAAUCCUGAUGAGUUUGCGAGAGGAUCGGGAAGCGACAGUCUCGCGGACGAUUUGGAUUUGAUUCUAACAGGGGCCUCGCCAGCGAUCUCGCGAGAUCGUCGCGUUCCCUCCUCUCCUCCGAGAAGCGGAAAUGGCGUAAUAGAAAUAUCAACAACUCCGAGACCGGCGAGGCCGCAACUCGCGAGCGUGACACCAGUUUUAAAAGUCUGUGAUGCGCCUCGGCAAGCGAAGAGACGGAGAUUAGUCAGUAAGACAGCGUCUCUAGUGAAGCGAUUAUUUACAGAUUCAGUCGAAUCACCCGCGUGUUCAACCAGGGAAGGGGGUUGUGGAUCUCAAAGCGUGAUUAACGAGACCGAAGCGGAGACCGAAUCGGAUAACGGCCCAGAACCGAAUCAGGAAGCAGAGCGAAGUCGGAGAGAGCGCCAGAGUCCCACUAGACCCCUGUUUAAGCGCAGGUUUCCUCAGGCUGACCGCGCCGGUAUAUAUACGUUGUAUAUUUUUGUAUUUCUUCUUUAUAUACCUAUACGUAUAAGAUUUUGAUAGGGGUUUUUAUUUUUUUCAGCCAGCGUCUCUAACCAGGAAGCGAGACCUGAACGGGCCCGUCGGUUGAGAAUAGCGCCACCUCUCCGCCAGCGCCGUGACAGCGGAAUCUUGCGACUCGCUGAAAUAACGAGCGAUUUGAUUCGCGACCUGAUUCGUGACUACAGCGCCACGUUUUCUAACGCGUGUGAAAAAGGUUUUGUGUGAAAGGUUUGAAUGCAUGUCCGUGUCGAGCUAUAUUUUGAUGUUGUGAAUUCAUGUUUUCGAAUGUAUGUUAGCAUCAGGGAAAUAUUUCUGACAUUGUGAAUGCUGGGUUAUAGAUAGGGGGAAAAUUAUAUAAUAAAAGUGUGCAAGAAAAAUAAAAAAAUCAUUUAACCCUGAGGUGUGACGUUUUAUUUAGACCCCUCGUUAAAAGUAAAACCAUACGAGAUAAACCAAAAAACAUAACACUAUA
Molecule: messenger RNA, 2156 nt
Organism: Pangasianodon hypophthalmus (striped catfish)
Lineage: Eukaryota; Metazoa; Chordata; Actinopteri; Siluriformes; Pangasiidae
Exons: 6
Coding region: 1040-1702 (220 amino acids)
Source: RefSeq, a predicted model, not a curated record